UUCAAUAUCAAUUUUGAUGGGUAGUAGUAUACAUCAUCUAUCGAGUACAUGGUUGCCUCCGUCGCUCCUUCUUCAACAAAUCCACCAACUCAGAAGUAACUGGAGUGUUUGGGAACUUCCUCAACUUUAAAUUAUUUUACGAAAUAAUAAUAGUCUCCUCGUCUUCUCUCUCUCUCUCGCAACUCUUCUCCACUUCCUUUGUUACCUCAUAUUUUGCAAAUCUCAAUCGUUAUCCCCUUCCUAGGGUUCUCCUCUAUAUGCCUCUUCCUUUAAAUCCGAACCCUUUUUCUAUUUUUUAAUGGAACAAAUCUCUGCCUUUAACUUCCCCACUCAAUCUGUUUCUGAGAUCUUUUACUCUGUUUCGAUACCGUCUUAGCAGAAGAACCCUUUUGUGAAUUUCUGAAUAAUUUGCUUGCCUUAUCGAUUCACCUUGAGACUUUGAAGUCAAUUUUUUUCAUCUGUUGCGAUUCUGGUUUCUGGGCUUUGUUUUUUUUUUUUUUGGCGAUUGAUUGUUUAUCUUUUACCGUAUAGUAUUGGUGAAAAUGGAUGGGUUUGGUGCUGGGAGUGAUAUUCAAGAUGCUCCCACCCCACAGAAUCUUAAGCAACUUGGAGACAUACCUGCAGGAGAUGCAGUAUUUGAUGCGUCACAAUAUGCCUUCUUUGGGAAAGAUGUUGUUGAGGAAGUUGAGUUGGGGGGAUUAGAAGAUGAAGAACGUGAUUUACCUCCUGUUGAAUUUGAUGAGGAGGAGGAAAUUUUUUUCGGAAGAGAAGAGGCUGAAGAAAUGAGAUCUCUUUCAGAUGUUGAUGAUCUCACUACCACGUUUUCAAAGUUGAACACGGUUGCUAGUGGAACAAGAAGCAUGGGACUUAUGGGUGAACAAGUAUCAAGAGAAAAUUCCUCUGCUGCUGAAUGGGCACAAAGGGGCGAUGUGUCUAAUUGGUUUGAUCAGCAUGAUUAUGAAAGCGAAGGUGCUCAGGAUGGGAAAAGAUGGUCAUCACAACCACAUUCGUUGGUUCAGUUACAAGAGUCAAAGUCAAUAUACAGAACAUCUUCAUAUCCCGAGCAACAACAGCAGCUGCAACAACAACAUCAGCAUUUUUCUAGUGAACCAAUUUUGGUUCCAAAAUCUUCUUAUCCUCAUUCUGGUGGCAGGAUCCAGCAGGAUUCUCCAAAUCAGAGUGCAGGCCACCUGAAUAUGCCCUAUCACGUUGGUGGAUCUCAGAUGCCAUUGUCUUCGUCCAAUCAUUCUCAUUUCUCCAAUUCUCAGAUUCCAUUGACUGGCUUAGCUGGAUCCCCUUUUGGUGGGAAUAUGCAUCAGAUUACGAGUGGUUCUCCUGUUAAUAAUCGAAUGUCCAACCAAUGGGUCAACCAAGUUGGAUUAUAUCCUGGAGAUCCUCCCAACGUUCGGAACAAUUUAUUGCCUCAACAGUUGCCCCUUCAUAAUGGAUCAAUUCCUCCACAUCUGGUGACUCAGUUGCAGCAACCACAGCAGAGAAUGCAUCCUCCUCUUCAACAUUCUCCGGGCUUUUUAUCAGGUUUCCCACCCCAUUCUUAUAAUUCCAAUACUUCUCCUGGUGCGCCCAUGAUUGGCAAGUAUGAACAGAUGCUUGGGCUGAUCGACAUGAGAGAUCAAAGACCAAAGCUAGCUCCGAAAAUUAGACAGAACUUUCGGUUUCCUCCACAAAAUUUUGAUAUGGGUUUCCAGAGGAGUGAAAGCGGAUGGCCACAAUUUAGGUCCAAGUAUAUGACAACAGAUGAGAUUGAAAAUAUUCUUAGGAUGCAGCUUGCGGCAACACAUAGUAAUGACCCCUAUGUAGAUGAUUAUUAUCACCAGGCUUGUCUUGCAAAAAAGUCCUCUAAUGCUAAAUUGAAGCACCACUUCUGUCCAAAUCAAAUCAGGGAACUCCCUCCACGAGCCCGUGCUAAUACUGAGCCUCAUGCUUUUCUUCAGGUUGAUGCCCUAGGGAGAGUUCCAUUUUCAUCAAUUCGCAGGCCCCGUCCUCUUUUGGAAGUUGAUCCUCCAAAUUCUUCUGCUAGUAGCACUGAGCAAAACAUUCCGGAGAAACCCCUUGAGCAGGAGCCAAUGCUUGCAGCUAGGGUUACCAUUGAGGAUGGAUUAUGUCUUCUUCUUGAUGUAGAUGAUAUUGAUCGUUUCCUACAGUUUAAUCAGCUCCAAGAUGGUGGAAUUCAGUUGAAGCAGCGUCGAAAGGAUCUGUUGGAAGGACUUGCUGCCUCACUUCAUUUAGUUGACCCGCUGGGAAAGAAUGGGCAUACUGUUGGUCUUGCUGCAAAAGAUGAUUUUGUUUUCCUGAGGAUAGCAUCUCUACCCAAGGGAUGGAAGCUUCUUGCUAGGUACCUUAAAUGUCUUUUUUCAGGUGGUGAGCUUAUGCGAAUGGUCUGCAUGGCUAUCUUUCGUCAUUUAAGGUUUUUAUUUGGUCGUUAUCCAACUGACCCAGCGGCAGCAGAAGCUGUAAGUAACCUUGCUGGGGUUGUUUCAAUGUGUGUCCGUGGAAUGGAUCUUGGAGCACUUAGUGCUUGUCUUGCAGCAGUAGUUUGCUCCUCGGAGCAGCCCCCUCUACGUCCCUUGGGAAGCCCUGCUGGUGAUGGGGCUUCUGUAGUUUUAGUGUCUUUGCUUGAGAGGGCCACUGAAAUUUUAACUGAUCGCCAUGCUGCCAGCAACUGUAGUAUGUCAAAUCGGUUGCUUUGGCAGGCUUCAUUUGAUGAUUUCUUUUCUCUUCUUACGAAGUAUUGCAUGAACAAAUAUGAUAGUAUUGUGCAAUCAUUGCUGAUGCAAGGGACACCAAAUAUGGCUGCGAUUGGGUCAGAUGCUACCAGAGCCGUUAGUAAGGAAAUGCCUGUUGAGCUCUUACGUGCCAGUCUACCUCACACCAACGAGCACCAGAAAAAGCAAUUACUCGAGUUUGCUCAACGUUCUGUGCCCGUUGCCGGAUUUAAUAACAAUUCUGGGGCUAGCAGUGGUCAUGCGCACUCAGAGUCAGUUUUGAAUUAAUAAUGUACUCGGACAUUCAAAUAAGGAGCAUGAUUUUGAAUUAAAAUGUGGCAGUAACUGCCAUAGGGAGGAUCUCGUAUUAGGUACUUCUGUAGCAGUCUGAUGUGGUGGAAGCAUUAGUUGCAUCUAUUAUGGAAAUUUUAGCCUCUUAUUUUGUUAUAUUGACAGAAUUCCGUGGAGCAUUGUGAUAUUUUGCAGCCAGGCCCAUCUGUAUCAUAGAGUUGGCUUGAUUUGUUUCUCUUGUCUUUUAUUUUUCUCUUGACAGGGGAGAUUAAUUUUUUUACUCUGGUUUCUAGAGCACUGUAGUGGUUAAUAUGUACAAGUUUUAGGCUUAUGAAGUUGGAACAAGUUUUAGGCUUAUGAAGUUGGAUUCCCAUGUUCCUUUUACUAUUAUCAUACAAAGGCAUGGGAUUGGUUGCAUGAAUGCUUACCUGUGUAGGAAACCCACCCUCUUAAUUGAAGUGGCUUUUUGGGUGCACAACUACAACCAGACGACAGGUUGGCAUGACAAGCUUUUCUGAACUGCUGAUGAAUGCUGUAGCAAAGAAUGUACUUUUUUUUUUUUUGGGAACUUGGUUCAUAAUAUGGUGCCCUUGUUAUUUUCUUCUUGCAACCUAUUCUUUGUUGGUCUGACUCCAUUGAUCCGUCUUGCUGUCUCAUUGUUGGGUUUUCUUCAAUAUCUUUGAUAUAGUCUCGACUGAUUUUUACCUUGGUCAGCUAUGAGCAUUAUUACUUGUAUUUGGUGCCAUCAAA
This is a messenger RNA of Neltuma alba, 3764 nucleotides long. Its product is annotated as protein PAT1 homolog. Gene Ontology annotation, molecular function: RNA binding. Bases 543 to 3011 code for a protein of 822 amino acids. Gene Ontology annotation, biological process: deadenylation-dependent decapping of nuclear-transcribed mRNA; P-body assembly. Gene Ontology annotation, cellular component: P-body. NCBI's taxonomy places the organism in Eukaryota, Viridiplantae, Streptophyta, Magnoliopsida, Fabales, Fabaceae. The record is from RefSeq and is a predicted model, not a curated record. The transcript is spliced from 5 exons.